CCAGAUGGUCCCAAACAACCAACACCACUAGCUUUCACAGAUUUAAAAUAUCUUCAUGUUACUGGAACAAAUGGUAUGUCUUAUAAUUUAAACAUGAAUAACAAAAAAAUAAAUCACUUAGCUCCACCAACAAGCUUAAAUGAUGCUACAAACAAAAAAUAUGUAGAUGAUACGCUUUUAUUAAAUAAUGUGGCUAUGAGUAAUUAUUUGAAAAAGGAUGGUACUGUUGCAAUGACUGGUAACUUAAAUAUUAACAACAAUAAAAUAGUUAGUCUUGCAACUCCAACAAAUAAUACAGACGCAUCAACCAAAAAGUAUGUAGAUGAUACAGUUGCAGCAAAUAAAGUUAAUGUUAAUUCUUUUUUUAAAUCAGAUGGUUCAAAAAAAAUGACUGGGAGUAUAGAUAUGAAUAAUAAUAGAAUAUUAAAUCUUCCAAUGCCAAAUGGUAAUAAUCAACCAACUACAUUAAUUUACGCAAAUUCAAAUUAUUUAAGAAUUAAUGGAAUAAUACCAAUGUUUGGGGAUCUGAAUAUGAAUUCAAAUAAAAUAAAAAAUGUUAAAACACCAACUAAUAACUCUGAUGCUGCAACAAAAAAAUAUGUUGAUGAUAAAAGUGGAAGUCCAGAUUUGAGUGAUUAUUUGGAAAAAGAUGGUACAGUUGUAAUGACUGGAGACCUUAAUGUUGGAAAUAAUAAAAUAAAAAAUCUUAGUAAUCCAACAGAAAAUAAUGAAGCGGCAAACAAAGAUUAUGUUGAUAAACUAGUUAAUCACAAUGCAGUUCAACCAAGUCAUUAUAAAGAUGAGUUUAGUUAUCUUAUGUCUAGUGCGGCUCAAUGGACUGAUGAAAUAGAUGGAGGAAAUAGUUAUACAAUAAAAAAAAUAGCAGACUUAAAUCCUCAUAAAGGUAAUUUUCGUACAUAUAAACACAAAGUAAUUUAUCUUGGAAUUAAUAAAAAUUCUAAUGGAUUUAAAUAUAAGAUGGGAAUUAACUUUUAUAGAUUAGAAGGUAAUAAAGAUUACACAUUAUGUAUUGAGUUACUUAACACUGAUAAAAAACUAUGGGAUAUAUCACAGAUAAGUGUUGAUAAAGGAACUUCAACAGGAUUAACUGAUUUAAAUGUUAAUGUUAGAAAAUUAUCCUUUAGUUAUACAGAUUCAAAAAAUAGAAAACAAAAUAUGUAUUACCAUCGAAUAAUAGUUAACUUUCGAAAGUUAUUAAUUAGUAAUAAAUUCUUUCUUCACAUACUAGUUAAUAUUCCUAAUUUAGGGAAUGAUCUAGCUUCUUAUCCAACACAGUUUUUAGGUUGUUAUAUAAUUACUUAUGGAAUUAUGGGAAAAUUUAACAAUAUUGACCCCGAUAAAGUUUACGACUAUCACACUUCUUUUGACAUUCUACCAACAGAAGUUAAGUAUAAUGUUGAUAUUAACACAAAUAAUAAAAAAAUACUAAAUAUUGAUCUCGAUGGAAGCAGUAACAAUAGCGCUGCCACAGUUGGUAUGGUAAAAGAAAUUAUUCCUUUUAUUAAAAAUAAUGUUUAUAGAAAAUAUUUUGAAGUUUUUGAUUUUACAGAUUCGGAUAGUUAUGGGGUAAAUAUUCAAUCAUCUGAUGUAACCUUUGAUUCUAUUUCUUCUAACAGUGAUAGUAACGUUUCCUUUCCAAAUAAAACUAUAGAUAAUAUAAGAAAAGAUGGAUUAAAUGUUAAUGGUUUUACUAUUACUCUUACACCAACUAGUGGACAAACAAGUUAUACUUUAUGUUUUAUCUUUAUUAUUUGGAGGAAUAGAAAUUUUAGUAUCGUCAAAAAAGAUAGUAACAAUAAUCAAAUUUUGUUUAAUCUAUUUUAUCUUAAUUCAAAUAAUACUCUACACCUAAAUAUAAGAAAUGUAAGAAAAAAUAUAACUAUUCCAAGUAGUUUUAAUGGAAAAAAAUAAUCUUAUGGGUAGGGGAAAAUAUUAAUUCAAGUACUACAAAAGUUAAUAUAAGUGACUACUCCUCAGAAUUAGUUGCAAACUUAUCACAUUACUCAAGUAAUCAAAAAUUUGAGUUUUUAAAUCAAGAUGGAGUAUUAGAAAAAAUUUAAUACUCACCAAACUUUUACGACACUGAUUCUAUACAAUUUAAAAAGUUAUACUACAGGAAAAGUUGAAUGGAAGUUAUAUAGCGUAAUUAUAAAUGAAAAGAAAUAGUAGUAAAAGAACAAGUAUUUUUGAAUUUAAUCAUAUAGACAAAUCUUUAUCAGAAGAGCAAAGAGAAACUAUAACAGACCUUUAUAAACAUUACCAUAAGAAACAUUGGUGUUAUAAGAAAUCUUAUAAAUCUUAUAAAUUUUUAGAUAAUAUUUUUUCUAUUUCUAGUUUAUCUCUUAUUGCUGUUGGCACUAUCACAGGAGGAUUGACACUCAAUCCUGUUAUUCUUGGAGUAAUAAAUGGAGCAGGAGUAAUUGUAGGUGGAAUUACAAAAAAGAAGGAUUUUAAGAAAAAGAUAGAAACAACAAAGUUAGCUUAUACUACAUAUGAGAAAGUAUUGGUAGAACUACGAUCAGCACUCAGAGGAGAUGAGUGGAAUAAACAAGAAUUUAUCGAACGUAUAAAAAUAUUAGAUGAAAUGAUAAUUGAUCAAUGUCCAUCAAGCGCUGGUAACUUUGCAGAGAAAUAUAAAAAGAAAUUUAAUAUAUGA
Messenger RNA from Porites evermanni, 2677 nucleotides. The record is from the annotation of a GenBank genome assembly. Lineage: Eukaryota; Metazoa; Cnidaria; Anthozoa; Scleractinia; Poritidae.